This is a messenger RNA of Corticium candelabrum, 601 nucleotides long. RefSeq lists its product as uncharacterized. The transcript has a single exon. Bases 52 to 372 code for a protein of 106 amino acids. The record is from RefSeq and is a predicted model, not a curated record. Lineage: Eukaryota; Metazoa; Porifera; Homoscleromorpha; Homosclerophorida; Plakinidae.
AUUGAAAGGAGCGGUUCCAAGCAGUUUGGACAGUUCCUAUCAGACGGUGGGAUGGAGCGAAUGGAUAUGUUUGAGAAGAGUGCGAGGAAAGGUCGCAGAGGUGCCUGUGUGGACGUCGGAUGUAGAAUCGACCCUCUGGACGUCGUUGCUGGCCAACUUUUGGGUCUCACUUUCUCUUUAGAGCAGACAACGCCCGUCAACAACCCUGCGCUGGCAUCAGACAAGUGUCUCUAUCCAGGAUUUUGCCACUUACACGGUUCGUCUGCUCGUCAAGUGACAGUUCGACAGCAGGCCCAAGUUUUGUUACAACAGCAAGGAGGAUUGUCGUCUAGUGCUGAGACACACAAAACAGUUGAAAUAUCACAAUCGUAAUAGCUGACCUAGUUUGCUACUCUUUUGUUUUGUAUAUAGAUCUACAUGUAGUAAUUUGUUUCCCGUUGGGCGGGAACUGAAAGAGAAGACAGUAUGAAUCUGUCUGAAUUUUUGCUGCUAGAAGCGUCAUUUGUACGACAGACUUCACGCGAUGGAUUUGGAACUGCUCUCAGUCUUACAGAGUUGUAAUGCACUAUUUAUAAAUAUACCAAAUUGGUUGUUGAUGGGA